Molecule: messenger RNA, 321 nt
Organism: Acanthoscelides obtectus
Lineage: Eukaryota; Metazoa; Arthropoda; Insecta; Coleoptera; Chrysomelidae
Source: the annotation of a GenBank genome assembly
AUGAGUCCGGCUUCAACCAUGAUGAAUCGUGAAUUUACAAAAUCUACACUAUUGGGCAGACCGGGACCAGAACCCACACAAGGAAAGACAGUGCUGAUUUUAAAGACGUUUCAGCAUCAACGUGCGGGCCAGCGUUAUUGGACAGACUCUGACAGGACCUAUUUCUUGCCAGACCGGUUAAAUGGUGAAAAUUACCUGGAAUUCCUGCAGAUUGCGUUGCUUGAUCUGCUGCUACCAAUUUUACCCGAUGCACCAAUUAUUUUCCAGUAUGAUGGCUGCCCCGCUCGUUACGUCCAACCCGUUUACGGCCUGGAUUGGUAG